Molecule: messenger RNA, 2279 nt
Organism: Candoia aspera
Lineage: Eukaryota; Metazoa; Chordata; Lepidosauria; Squamata; Candoiidae
Product: disintegrin and metalloproteinase domain-containing protein 20-like
Exons: 1
Coding region: 28-2211 (727 amino acids)
Biological process (GO): proteolysis; male gonad development
Cellular component (GO): plasma membrane; external side of plasma membrane; sperm head plasma membrane
Molecular function (GO): metalloendopeptidase activity
Source: RefSeq, a predicted model, not a curated record
UUUAAAGGAUUUCUUCUGCCAUGGAAAAUGACUAUCCAUCUUCUAUGGCUCUUGAUGUUCCCCAUGAAUGUCCUAACUGUGACUGCCAGUCAGAUACUUCCUCACGGCUUUAUUUAUGCUUCUUAUGAGGUGACCACCCCAUGGUUAUUAACUCCAAAACUUGGACAACAGGAACCGCAGAAUGUCACUUAUCUCCUUCAGUUUGAGGGAAAGAAUAUCAUUAUGCAUCUCACACAAAAGAGGGACUUGGUUCCUAAGCAUUUGCCCAUCUUCACCUACAGUCAGGAUGGGGAUCUGCAGCUGGACUAUCCAUUCUUCAGGGAUGAUUGCUACUAUCAUGGUUUUGUGCAGGACAAACAGUCUUCUCUGGUCACCCUCAGUAUUUGCUCAGGAGGACUCAAAGGCAUAUUGCAAUUAGAAAAUAAGACAUAUGAAAUUGAACCAGUACAGGGAUCUACUACCUUUCAACAUGUGAUAUAUCAUUUAGAACAAAAAGAUAGUGCUAUCCAAAUGAGGUGUGGCCUAACACAAGAAGAGCAAAAACAUCAGGAGGCCAUGUUCCAAAACAUAGAGAAUGUAGUUUUCAAAAUUGCAUCCAAAGGAGACUGGUGGCUACGCACUCGAUAUGUAGAGAUUGCUGUUGUGAUUGAACAUGAGCGUUAUUUAAAGUUUGCCAAAAAUGAAACUCUUACUGCUCUACAAGUUCUCGACAUUAUCCAUAUUGCCAAUUCUUUUUAUGAACCUCUUUCUGUUCAAUUGUCUGUAGCUGGACUGGAAAUCUGGUCACAAAAGAACUUCAUAAUGAUUUCUCCUCUCAUAGAUAGCACUCUUCAGGAUUUCACUAACUGGAGAAGAGACUCCUUGGUUAAUCAUUUAAAAAGUGAUGUUGGUCACUUAUUUGCAUAUAAGAGUUUUGAACUUUCACUUGGGUCAGCUUAUGUAGGAACGGUUUGUGAUGAAAGGAUGGGAUCUGCUGUUAUCUCAUCUAAGACUAACAGUUUGUCCAUUAUCAGUAGCAUAUUUGCCCAUGAAUUAGGACAUAAUCUUGGCAUGCAGCAUGAUGAACAAUACUGUAGUUGUGGUAAAGUUGACUGCAUUAUGGCUCCAGUUCAUGAAGUGACUGAUAAAUUUAGCAAUUGUAGUUAUAAUGACUAUUUUCUCACAAUGAACGCUCCAUGCUUGUUAAGUCCUCCGGACCCUGAUAGAAUCUUUAAAAUCAAAUUAUGUGGCAAUGAAGUGGUAGAUAAGGAAGAGCAGUGUGACUGUGGUUCAGAAGCUCAAUGCAAGUUGGAUCCAUGUUGUCAGUCUAAUUGUACAUUCCGUUCUGGUGUCAGUUGUGCUUUUGGGCAAUGCUGUGCUAAGUGUCAAUAUCUUAAGUCUGGAACUCUUUGCAGAAAGAAGACUAGCUAUUGUGAUCUUCCUGAAUACUGCAAUGGGACAUCUGAGUGGUGUCCAGAAGAUGUUUAUGUGCAGGAUGGUGCCCCAUGCAGUGAUGGUGCAUACUGUUAUCAUGGAAACUGCAUGUCUGAAAAUACACAGUGCAAAACAAUUUUUGGCUUCAAUGCAAAAACUGCUACAGAUAAUUGCUUCAGAGAAAUGAAUGCUAAAGGCGAUCGCUUUGGCAAUUGUGGCCUUAAACAUGGAAUUUACCACAAAUGUCAAACCAAGAAUAUCCUGUGUGGCCGUAUCCAGUGUGAAAAUGUGCAAAUCUUACCUUCCUUAGAGGAACACAACACCAUAAUUCAGAUCACCCUUGGCAAUAAGCAGUGCUGGGGUACACACUACCACAGAGGAAUGAAGAUAGCUGAUAUUGGAGCAGUGACAGAUGGCAGUCCUUGUGGCAAAGAUAGGAUGUGCAUUGACAGAAAAUGUGUGAGCGUGUCUCUCUUGAAGUAUGACUGUAAUACCACCAAGUGCCAUAAUCGGGGGAUGUGCAACAAUCGCAAGCAUUGUCACUGUGAUUAUGGCUGGGCGCCCCCAGACUGCCUGAAGAAAGGCCAUGGUGGUAGCAUUGAUAGUGGACCUCCUCGACCAGGCAAACGUUUAAGCACUAUGGCAAAAGCUGGAAUUAUUGGAGGGAUUAUAUAUAUCCUUUCUUCUGCUUUUGUUCUGUUUAGCCUAGGGGUGUAUUUCAAAUAUGGGUUUAUACACUUAUUUAGAAGAUUUAGGGGAAGGCCUGAGCCAACAACCACAGAAGUGAAUGCACUGUAAAUCACAGAAAUGAAGUAUGUCAAAUAUGUGCAGAAGAGGUAAUGGAUAUUAUUAUAUAAAGAUGCAUU